Molecule: messenger RNA, 1845 nt
Organism: Salvelinus fontinalis (brook trout)
Lineage: Eukaryota; Metazoa; Chordata; Actinopteri; Salmoniformes; Salmonidae
Product: F-actin-capping protein subunit alpha-2
Exons: 10
Coding region: 26-958 (310 amino acids)
Biological process (GO): barbed-end actin filament capping; actin cytoskeleton organization
Cellular component (GO): actin cortical patch; F-actin capping protein complex
Molecular function (GO): actin filament binding
Source: RefSeq, a predicted model, not a curated record
UUUCCUAGUUCUGACUAGGAUAUGAAUGUGGCAUUUGUUGCCGAAAUUUUAUGACGUCAUAUGUGGCUUCUACAAGCUGGUGGUGCCGGAAGAAAAGAUGGCGGAUCAUGAAGAGCAGUUAUCUGAUGAGGAGAAGGUACGCAUAGCAGCAAACUUUGUCAUCCACGCCCCACCGGGAGAGUUCAACGAAGUUUUCAAUGAUGUACGAUUGCUGCUCAACAAUGACAAUCUGCUCAGGGAAGGUGCAGCACAUGCUUUUGCACAGUACAACGUGGACCAGUUUACCCCGGUGAAAAUAGAGAGAUAUGACGAACAGGUCUUAAUCACAGAGCAUGGAGACCUGGGCAAUGGGCGGGUCCUUGACCCUAAAAACAAGAUCUCCUUUAAGUUUGACCACCUGAGGAAGGAGGCCAGUGACCCACGGCCCCACGAUGUGGAUGGCGCCAUGGAGGGCUGGAGGAGUGCUGUGGAUGGUGCUGUCCGGGCCUACGUCAAGGAGCACUACCCCAGCGGAGUCUGCACCAUUUAUGGCAAAACCAUAGACGGACAUCAAACCAUCAUCGUGUGUAUCGAGUGCCAUCAGUUUCAACCAAAAAACUUCUGGAACGGACGUUGGAGGUCAGAGUGGAAAUUCACAAUUGGCUCCUCCACCACUCAAGUGGCCGGCAUCAUGAAAAUCCAGGUUCAUUACUAUGAAGACGGCAACGUUCAGCUGGUCAGCCACAAAGAGGUCCAGGAGUCGAUGUCCAUUUCUAACGAAGCUGCAACUGCAAAGGAGUUCAUUAAGAUCAUUGAGGCUGCAGAGAACGACUACCAGACUGCCAUCAACGAGAAUUACCAAACCAUGUCGGACACCACUUUCAAAGCCUUGCGCCGCCAGCUUCCCGUGACGCGCACCAAGAUCGACUGGAACAAGAUCCUGAGCUACAAGAUUGGCAAGGAGAUGCAGAACGCUUAACAAACAAAAUGGAAAACCCCAACAUUGCAUGACUGGAUUGUUGUAUUGUCUUUGUACAAAUUAGAUAAAUGGGGGGCAAAAAAAGGUUUGGUCUCACUGAAAAAAGUCUACUUUUAUGAAUGCUUUUAUACAGACACUGUUAACUUAAUCUGUAUAAUACAUAGGUGAUAAUCAUGAUAUUAUUAUUGGCAAAAUAGGAUGUGGAGGACGACGUAGUACAUAAAGGAGAGGGUGGAGCAUAAUACGUCUCAAUGUAUGUGCAAUAUUUAUUAAUAUGGUGGUGAGCCCACACCUUUUUCUUUGACCCAAAGAAAAACAAUUCCAAUUGUAAUGACGAAACUAUUAUUUUUUUGAGGAGUAUCACUGUAAAAUAUAUUUAGAGUAGGACUUUAUUGGCAAGUACAGGAUAAGAGAAUCCUCUACUGUACAACACGGUUACUGUCUCAUACUGUAAAGAGUCCCUCAGUCGUGUUCAAUUGCUCGUACUUCUAUGACAUCAUAAUGACAUCUUUUUUGCACAAGCGGUUAGUCACCUUUGCCAAUGUCGACCACUCAAGGUUCUUGUUACACUUCAUAUUGGUACUCUCCCCACGGUUUGCCUCAUACGUGAACAUCUCAAGCUUGCGACCCUCCUGGCUAAAUUGCAGUUUAACUCCCUGACUUCUGAACUUAAUGUUCAUUUAGCAAAAAAGGAGAAACUGAUAACUUGACACACUUAAUUAAUUAAGUCUUUAAUUGCUAGUAAAUGUGGAUAAUGUUGAAUUUAAAUUUACAAUAAAAGGUAAAAGUAUCACUUUCUCCCCCAAUGCUUAUUUUUGUAUUAAAACAGAUCUGACUCAUAACAUGGCACAUUGUAAUAUAUACCUGUAUUAAACAUCCUUGUCUGA